Phaeoacremonium minimum UCRPA7 is the source of this 1086-nucleotide messenger RNA. RefSeq names its product putative abc periplasmic substrate-binding family protein. The record is from RefSeq and is a predicted model, not a curated record. Bases 1 to 1086 code for a protein of 361 amino acids. Gene Ontology annotation, molecular function: transmembrane transporter activity. NCBI's taxonomy places the organism in Eukaryota, Fungi, Ascomycota, Sordariomycetes, Togniniales, Togniniaceae. Gene Ontology annotation, biological process: transport. The transcript has 3 exons.
AUGAACUCCCGCUCUUUUGUACUCUCUUGCCUGGUGGUGGCCGGUCGGGCCCUCGAUACUGUCCAGUAUGGCGCGUUUCUACCCACUGCUACCUACUCGGUUGCCAAUCAAUUGGGAUUCUUCACGGAAUUAGACCUCAAUGUUGUCUAUUCUCAGGUCCCCAACAGCACGGCUGCCUUCUCUUCAAUCUUGAGCGGCCAAUAUGACAUUCUGACGGCAACUGUUGAUAACGCGCUCAACUACCGCUUCAAUCAGAAACAGAAUGUUACUGUCCUAGGUCAAUUGGAUCAGGGCCCUGAUCUGGUCGUUGCUUCGAUUCCCUCGAUUACAAGCUUCGACCAGCUCAGAGGCAAGCCCAUCAUUGUUGAUUCGCCUGUGAGCGGGUACGCCUACCUCUUGCGGAAGGUCCUGUCCGCGCAUGGCCUAGAGCUUGCAAACGGUGACUACUACUUCAUGACUGUGGGUGGUACAUCGGCAAGAUACUCUGCGCUGCUUAACGGAGCUCUUCCCAACGGCACUGCGGUAUACGCCACCAUUCUGAACUAUCCCUUCACAGUCGAAGGCGAGUCUUUGCCCGAAGGACAGGCCCCAACCAUUCUCGACCGUGUCUCAAAUGUCGUUGCACCCAUCACCUCAAGUGCCUUCACUAUUCGGGAGUUGUCACUGAGCAGCGAAACUGAGUCCGCAUUGUUAACCCGUUUCCUUGCUGCCAUGUAUGGAGCGAACAAGUUGCUGCUCAACUCCAAGUACAAGGACUGCGCCAUUCAGGCUAUCGCAACGCAAGUGGGCAUCACAACAGAUGUCGCCACCUUGGAGUAUGCUUCUGUCAUUGACACCCUGACCGGCGAAGUGUCACCAGGAAAUAACUUCACCGUCAACCAGGAGGGCAUUAUGAACGACGUCGAGGUCAGGCAGAGCUAUGGUGGUUUCGCCAGCGUCCCGACGGGGUUCGACUUUGCUGCUGCGCUGGUCCCUGGCCCGGGCAAGUUGAUUGACUACACGAUCCGGGAUGCCGCUGUUGCCCUGUACCAGAGCCAGCACAGUUGUUUCAAUCCUUGCAAAUCCUACACUCGUCGGAGAUCGUAA